This is a messenger RNA of Papaver somniferum (opium poppy), 498 nucleotides long. Its product is annotated as E3 ubiquitin-protein ligase RNF181 homolog. Lineage: Eukaryota; Viridiplantae; Streptophyta; Magnoliopsida; Ranunculales; Papaveraceae. The coding region runs from base 1 to 498 and encodes 165 amino acids. The record is from RefSeq and is a predicted model, not a curated record. The transcript has a single exon.
AUGGUGGAUCUAAUCGAUUUCACUGAUAGGGUCAUCGAAAUCGCGAAAAAGAGAGCACGCCUCAACGAUUCAUGUUCAUCAGAUUUACAAGCUCUGAAAUUAAAUUCCCAAACCCAGAGAUUAGCGUUGGAACGAUCUAUUCUAACAGGCGUCGAUUACUCAAUAACGUUUGUUGAAACUCAUAAAGCUAUUGAAAGAAGAAUCGAAGAAGAGAUGGAUAAUCGUCUGAAUACCAAGAAGGUUGUGGUUUUAGAUGACGGAGAUGUUUGUUCGAUUUGUCUACAAGAUAUAGACACCGCUGACGGCGGCGACGAUGAUGAUGGAGCUGCAAGAGUUUUGAAUUGUUCUCAUACUUUUCAUUCCAGAUGUAUUUCUGAAUGGAGGAAACGGAAGACUAAUUGUCCUCUGUGUAGACAUGAUAUGGAGAAAGAACAGGAACAACGGUGUACCGUUAAACGGCGAAAAGUAGAUGAGAAUCCGAUCAUAAUCAUCUUAUAA